Messenger RNA from Anthostomella pinea, 852 nucleotides. Lineage: Eukaryota; Fungi; Ascomycota; Sordariomycetes; Xylariales; Xylariaceae. The record is from the annotation of a GenBank genome assembly.
AUGGCCUCCGGGAGCACGAACCCGCGUCCUGCCCAGGAUGACGCAUGGGAUAAGCCCAUCGAUAUUUCUGAAUGGGAGGGACUGACAGUCGCCGAAUUGAUUUGGAAGUACAAAGGCGUCGUCAAGCAUUAUCGUUUACUCGAAGACACGAUCAUAGCCAAAACACGGGAUUUUGAGGAAAGAAUGACCGACCAACAGAAAGCCGAACCCCUUUACCAGAAGUUAGUCUCUGGGAAUGACGCGGAUAUGGCUCGAGCGGAGGUAGAAAUGAAUCGGCUCACAGCUUGCUAUCAAAGCAUGCUUAAACGCAAGGUACAGGGGGUCGUGGACGAAAUCGAGAGAAGGGAGGCUGCGAGCAACCUCGUCCUCAUGGCGAACCCGGUGGUCGGCGCCGAGGGGGCUGCCGCGGAUCAGAGCGACGAGGGGGUUGCCGCGGACAAGGACGACGAGGAAACUUCUGCAAAUAAGGAUGAUAAGGGAAAGGCUAGUGCCCCAGCUCAGCCUGUAAACCAAAAGGAGCAGAACCAACGUCGUGCAAAAGCCCGUCGGGCAAAAGCCGCUGCCAAGGCUGCCGCCGAACAGGAAACUUCUGCGAACAAGGAUGAUAAGGAAAAAACUAGUGCCCCAGCCCAGCCUGUAAACAGAAAGAAGCAGAAACGACGUCGGGCAAAAGCAGCUGCCAAGGCUGCCGCCAAACAGGAACAUGAGCAGGAACAUGCUGCUGCGAACGGCCCGCCGAGCCCGUCUUCCACUGCCACGAGCCUGUCUUCCACUGCCAGCGCCACUUUUACGCCGCUGCCCGAGAGAGCCUUCCUUGAACUGCGACUCCGGCAUGGGAUGGCUCAACCUUGA